AUGUCGACUGUGACAAGUGCUCAGACACCAGAGGAGCCUAAUUCUCCCCCCCUCGAAGAAAAGCCAAAGGGAAAAUCACUAUUUCAUUUGGGUUCACUCUUUGCUAACAGAAGUGAAAAGUUUGUAAUUGCUAGGAGUGACAGCGUGCCAGAGGAGAACGUGCUGAAAAUAACCAUCACAGAGACCACAGUCAUUGAGUCGGACUUGGGCAUCUGGAAUUCUCAUGCUCUCAUCUACCUCACUUUGUGGUUUUUCUUCAGCUUUUGCACUCUUUUUCUUAACAAAUACAUUCUUUCGUUACUGGAAGGAGAGCCCAGCAUGCUAGGUGCUGUUCAGAUGCUUUCAACCACCUUCAUCGGUUGUAUCAAAAUGUUUGUUCCAUGCUGCUUGUAUCAACACAAAACACGCAUCUCUUAUCCUCCCAAUUUCAUCAUGAUAAUGCUGUUUGUUGGAUUAAUGAGAUUUGCAACAGUUGUCUUGGGUCUUGUCAGCUUGAAGAAUGUGGCAGUUUCAUUUGCAGAAACUGUUAAAAGCUCUGCACCUAUUUUUACUGUUAUCAUGUCUCGGAUGAUCCUGGGGGAAUACACUGGAUUGCUGGUUAAUCUCUCCCUAAUUCCUGUUAUGGGUGGACUAGCUCUGUGUACAGCUACUGAAAUCAGUUUCAACAUUCUAGGUUUCUCGGCAGCUUUAUCUACUAAUAUCAUGGACUGUUUGCAAAAUGUCUUUUCCAAAAAACUACUCAGUGGAGAUAAAUACAGAUUUUCAGCCCCGGAGCUUCAGUUCUACACAAGUGCUGCUGCAGUGGUUAUGCUUAUUCCAGCCUGGAUAUUUUUCAUGGAUGUGCCUGUGAUUGGGAAAAGUGGGAGGAGUUUCAGCUACAACCAAGAUAUUGUCAUACUUCUCUUAAUAGAUGGAGUCUUGUUCCACCUACAAAGUGUUACAGCCUAUGCCCUGAUGGGAAAAAUUUCUCCUGUGACUUUCAGUGUUGCCAGUACUGUGAAGCAUGCACUGUCGAUCUGGCUAAGUAUUAUUGUGUUUGGUAACAAAAUCACAAGCCUCUCAGCCAUUGGGACUGUUCUAGUGACAAUUGGAGUUCUACUAUAUAACAAGGCAAAGCAGCAUCAGCAAGAGACUAUACACAACCUGGCAGCUGCAGCCCCACAAUCUGCACAAAGUACAGCUGAAGAUACCGAGCCACUCAUGUCCAAGGAUUUGGAACCAUAUGAUUAAUGUGGCCAUUUAUUCUUCCAGCCCAGCAUAACUCAAAGGAAGGAACUCUUCCUGAAAGUGGUUGUUUCUUCAACUGUUGAUGCUGAUUCACUUCCUUUGAGUUCAUGGCAGGUCAAGUCUGGGACUUGAAACAGAGAGAAAACAAUGGGAAGAAUCCAGUAAACCUCGAUUUACUGAGAAACUGGUCUACCAAACAGGGGACCUAAUGUCAUAUAAUGUGGUAAAUGUGGGCUUUAUUGUCUGUCUGUGACUGCAAAUAACAUACAAGCCUGUAU
Messenger RNA from Nestor notabilis (Kea), 1505 nucleotides. It is a transcript of the gene SLC35E2B, whose product is annotated as solute carrier family 35, member E2B. The transcript has 8 exons. Gene Ontology annotation, molecular function: antiporter activity. The coding region runs from base 1 to 1230 and encodes 409 amino acids. The record is from RefSeq and is a predicted model, not a curated record. Gene Ontology annotation, cellular component: Golgi apparatus. Lineage: Eukaryota; Metazoa; Chordata; Aves; Psittaciformes; Psittacidae.